AGUUGACAACUGUAGCUUUCGCAUUCCUGAAGUUCGAUAUUUAUUUCAUGUAAUUUCGAGCUGUACGCGCUGUUUGUGCUUGGGAAAUGUGUUUUUUGCGUUUUCUGAUGCAAGCGCGUUCAACGCUAAGUCGCUAUGUACCCGAGAGGACGACAACUGACAGCGCACGCAAACUACAUCUGGUGAUUGGGAAUGAGUCGUGCGAUCUGGACUCGGCAGUGUCCGCCGUCACGCUAGCCUUUAUCUACGCUCAGCGACAACAGGAGCACGACUAUGUACCGGUGUUGAAUAUACCACGCAUAGAUUAUCCAUUGAAAACGGAGGUGGGGCACAUGUUCAACAAGUGUGACAUCAAUGAGGAAAUGCUGCUCUUUCGCGACGAUCUGCCCAAUCAGUUGGCCAGUGAUAUUGAUGUCAUACUAGUUGAUCAUCAUAUCAGCCAAUUAGCUGCCAAUGUUAGCGAAAUACUCGACCAUCGGCCCUUGGAGCAAAAUGCAGUGAUGCAGUUGCUGCCCGCACACUGUGUGCGGCAGAUUGAGCCCGAGAUUGGAUCCUGUGCGACUUUAGUCGGCGAACGCUAUUUGGCCGAGGAGCAGCCACGCUCCAGUCGCGUAACGCAGCUACUGCAUGCGACCAUCCUGCUGGACACUAUCAAUUUUUCGUCAGCAGCAAAACGCUUUUGCCCAAGCGAUUUGUUAAUGGUUGAUCAGCUGGAGCAGAUGCAGCAGCAUAGCGACGAUUCUUCUGAAGAGGGGAAUAUACGACGGCGUCAGCAGCUCUUCGAUGAGCUGGUCACCGCACGCGCCGACAUAAGCAAGUUGUCGCUAACGGAAGUGCUGCGCAAGGAUAUGAAGCAACUACAAACCGAACGCCAUACAGUGCCGAUAGCUGGUCUGCCAAUGCUGGCGCGGGAUUUCAUAGAAAAGAGCGAUGCUGAGCUUGCAAUACGUCAGUUUGCUGCCGGCAGCAAUCUGCUUGUCAUACUGGGAAUGCUCGUGCCCCCCCAGACUGGCGGCGGUCAGGUGCAGCGCGACGUGGCGCUCAUCUCGCUGACGGGUCAGAGGCAGCUAGUGGAACGCGUGCGCCUGGCACUGCUAGAAUCGCAGUCGCCGCCGUUGCAGCUGCAUCCACACGAGGUGGAGACGAACUUUUUAGGCGGCUGCUAUUUGCGUCAGCAUAACGUCCAGGCCACCCGCAAGCAUAUUCUGCCUAUCAUCAAGCAGGUGCUGGUCGAUCUGGAGGCCUCACAUCUCUGUGACUGCGACGAUGUCUACUUCUUCAAGGAGAAGCCCAAGUUGGGUCUGUCCUAGACGCCACUGUGUGAGCUUGAGCAAACAAUGUCCAACCGCAAGUACAAAGCAUGGGACACACACACACAUACACUGAUAUGCAGGUGCUACCCGCUCUGCUUAUGUAUUAGCAUUAGUUCAAGCAUUAGUUACAGCCACUGAGAUCUAAUCAACGCUAUUGACAAAUCACUUGUCUUUAAAAUGGUUCCAAUUGCGAUGCGAAAGUGCCACAAACCUAUCACAUUGUUACAACUUGAAGUAAUCAUUUUCCCAACUGUUAUAUUUAUGUUUAGUUGAUUUGCUUUAAAUUAGAAACUAAUUGGAGUUGCAAGAAAAUUAAACAAUACUCAGAUCUGCUAAUGAAUCUGAGCUCGAGCCAA
Drosophila grimshawi is the source of this 1669-nucleotide messenger RNA. Its product is annotated as exopolyphosphatase PRUNE1. The record is from RefSeq and is a predicted model, not a curated record. The coding region runs from base 87 to 1310 and encodes 407 amino acids. Gene Ontology annotation, cellular component: cytoplasm. The transcript is spliced from 2 exons. NCBI's taxonomy places the organism in Eukaryota, Metazoa, Arthropoda, Insecta, Diptera, Drosophilidae. Gene Ontology annotation, molecular function: exopolyphosphatase activity.